Messenger RNA from Arabis nemorensis, 624 nucleotides. Lineage: Eukaryota; Viridiplantae; Streptophyta; Magnoliopsida; Brassicales; Brassicaceae. The record is from the annotation of a GenBank genome assembly.
AUGGCUUUAGUUGAGCCUUGGGCUCGGAUCUGCGCGAGGCCAUCUCCUCCACCUAAGCCGCCAGACCUAACCUCUGCAUCGUCUGCACCAUCGCGCUCGCUCAGCCUCUUCCAUCACCGUCUAACUCAGCCGACAACCACCCUAGACCUGAACGGCACGAGAUCUAGGAGGAGUUCAUGGCGCAAUGUCGAUGGCGGAUUUUCAAGCCACCACCACCACCUUUGCCGUGGCCUUAACGACAGGGAGACUACCCUACCCCCAGCCCCGCCUCCGGCUUCGAGUUUUGCUCCAUCGACGGCAAAAUCUUCUCCUUCGCCGGAGCUACAGUUCGACUUCUACGGAAGAGAAAUCGAAUGGACUCUGAAUUCCUCACCGGCAAGACUUAUCACCUCGCUCCCUCACCCUGUUUCUGAACCCAACCCUCAGCCCAGGGUUUCAACCUCUGCUCCUUGGGCUACAAAAUCACCGCCGCCUCCGAUUUUCUAUAUCUCCUCCUCGGCCGAGAUCUGCUCGUGGCCAAGGUUGAAACCAUCCUUAAGUUGGCCAUCUCACUUAAACAGAUCGUGUAUCCCGUUGUGGCUAAUGCCAUCGGUCCUCCAUGGCGCUGCUCACCGAAAAAGAUGA